AACCCGUCAUGGCCCCGCGCUCGAAAGAUGCUGUGUACAGUGGCUACGCAAUGUUCGUCGACGACUUCAAAAAGUUCUUUGUGACUCUGCAGCCAGAUCUCGCCAACGAAGCGCUACCCGAGUAUAUCAUGGCGUACGACUGUUGGAGACGACGCCUCAACAAGGCUGAGCGCUCCAGGGUGCCCAAACUGAGACUCGUUCCUUUUGAGGGCACAACACCGUCAGGCAUGCCUACUGAAGAUAAGGUGGAGAAGGCGUUCUUCCCUACUCGUUACGUGCGGUACACGAACGCCGCGCAAUUACGUCGCGAUGAAGAGCAUCAGAACCUUUGGAAAGAUAAUGAAGUCGAUAGAGCGCUUUUUGCAGAGUUCGUUCGCUUCGUGGAAUCCCUAGGUGGCAAACUGGAUUCGACGAAGGUCCUUGACUUUGGCUGUUUCCGGGACCGUCACCCGGACUUCUUGGGAGAUUUCUGAACACGAAGCCAGCAUUGAAAUAUACCUUCGACACGUGUAUAAUAGUCGCCACAAAUUUGUUUAUAAUUUAUCACUCCCUGUACAACAUCAACAAGGUGUAUGUGACUAGUGGCUAGUCCUGCCUGAGAAUGCAGGCAGGUGGAGCUAGGAACUAUAGAGUAAUCAUAAGUUUAGGUAUGCAGAUUCGAUGUAGGUACGUGUACAUCUUGGUCUAUGGAAAGCACCGCGUGACAUAGGCUCGACUUACGAGCCAGGUGCCAGCUUUAUAGACGGCUCCAACAAUCUCAUCUUGUGAGCGA
Somion occarium is the source of this 772-nucleotide messenger RNA. Lineage: Eukaryota; Fungi; Basidiomycota; Agaricomycetes; Polyporales; Cerrenaceae. The record is from the annotation of a GenBank genome assembly.